AUGCACAGCACUGCAUGUCUGUCGCCGUUCAUCCAUCAACCCGAGAGCUGGCCAGCAGGUACCUGCGGGGAAGCCGGCAGGGCGCGGGCGGGGGCAGGCUGGGGAGGGGCCGCGGCUGCGCAGGGAGGAUGCGCGGCCGCGGAGCCGCUGGACCCGCAGAGCAGCGCCGGCAGCGGGAGGCUAAAAGCAGCUGCCAGGAUGCCAGCUCCUUGGCUUUGCAACGUGGUGUUUCUGCUGGCCUGUGGAUCGGCCUCAGCCUUUAGCCACAGCCCCAGGACCCCUGACAGGGUUUCUGAAGCAGACAUUCAGAGGCUGCUCCAUGGGGUUAUGGAGCAGCUGGGCAUCGCUAGACCCCGGGUGGAAUACCCAGCACACCAGGCUACGAACGUGGUCGGGCCGCAGAGCAUUGAAGGUGGUGCUCACGAGGGGCUCCAGCACUUGGGUCCUUAUGGCAACAUCCCAAACAUCGUGGCUGAGCUGACAGGAGACAACGUGCCAAAGGAUUUCAGUGAAGAUCAAGGGUAUCCUGACCCUCCAAAUCCCUGCCCUAUUGGAAAAACAGCUGAUGAUGGCUGUCUGGAGAACACCCCAGACACAGCAGAGUUCAGCAGGGAGUACCAGCUGCACCAGCACCUGUUUGAUCCAGAGCAUGACUACCCCAACAUGGGCAAGUGGAGCAAGAAUUUACUCUUUGAGAAGAUGAAUGGUGCUCCAAAAAGAAGAAAGAGGAGUGUGAACCCCUACCUGCAAGGGCAGCGCCUGGACAACGUCGUGGCCAAGAAGUCUGUGCCGCACUUCUCAGACGAAGACCAAGGCCCCGAAUAAGUCCAACUGAAAAAGAAACCAAACCAAGACAGCAGCAGAAAACACCCAACAAAGGAAUGAUGAAAACUCCUCUGCCAUCCUCUGCUAGAUCCUUGCUAUUAAACCCCCCCCUCCUGACUGGGGCAGCAUGUUUAUUAUGUCUCUGGUUGGUAGAUGAAACCCAGCUGUAUUUAUAAGAGGAGGUUCUCCUAGAUAACAAAGGGAGAUGGUUCUGCUUUCUGUUAAGUUAUGGUAAGAAACAAAAAAGGCAAAGAAAAGGGAAAACAAA
Dryobates pubescens (Downy woodpecker) is the source of this 1093-nucleotide messenger RNA. RefSeq names its product secretogranin V (gene SCG5). Bases 1 to 825 code for a protein of 274 amino acids. The transcript has 7 exons. Lineage: Eukaryota; Metazoa; Chordata; Aves; Piciformes; Picidae. The record is from RefSeq and is a predicted model, not a curated record. Gene Ontology annotation, molecular function: enzyme regulator activity. Gene Ontology annotation, cellular component: secretory granule. Gene Ontology annotation, biological process: regulation of hormone secretion; neuropeptide signaling pathway.